This is a messenger RNA of Aspergillus wentii DTO 134E9, 2808 nucleotides long. Its product is annotated as DDHD family phospholipase. Lineage: Eukaryota; Fungi; Ascomycota; Eurotiomycetes; Eurotiales; Aspergillaceae. The transcript is spliced from 4 exons. The record is from RefSeq and is a predicted model, not a curated record. Gene Ontology annotation, cellular component: cytoplasm. The coding region runs from base 1 to 2808 and encodes 935 amino acids. Gene Ontology annotation, molecular function: metal ion binding; glycerophospholipase activity.
AUGGCACGAGCUGAUCAAAAAGGGUCUUUUUUGGGAGCGAUUUCGCCCUGGAACACUUCCAGGAAUUCAAUCCCUCAGCCGGCCACCAACCAAAUUGAUGGGCAAGAUGUCCUUCAACGGUCACAAGGGGAGGACCAUACUGUUACACGCCGACAUAGGUUGAGUCUGCGUCAAUACCCCAAGGAUUGUCCUUUGUUGAGAGUGAGGUGGUUUUACGCAGUGGAUUCACCCAAGCGAAAACCAAUGCUUUCGGAUUAUAGAAAGGAUGAUUCAAAGCCCUUACCCCCACCAAAAAAAUUUGUCCCGUUCUCCUUGAAAGAUUCUCAGUCUAUUGAAACCUCAUUCCAAAGGCUUUCCGACCUCGAAGCUGCACGUGAGCAAUCUCAAUCCACGAAUUUCACAGGGAAGGCACAGGAUGAUACCGUCAAAGUCCCUGUUAACGAAGACUACCUCUUUGAUGUGGAUGUGGAACAGAGGGAGCUCAGCCCGGCCUACUGGGUGGGCCCAGUGUAUGAAGUGCGUCGUGGAACAUGGUUCUUUCAAGAGGGCUCUACAUUCAAGCCGUGUGAGGAAAACCUUGCUACUCAACUUGAGGAAGGCUAUCUUAAAGUGAGGCCAUGGCAAUUCGAGGACACUCAGAAGCCCUUGCAACCACCAACUUCAAAUCCGGGUGCAUCUGAUACAAUGAGGCAUGAUUCUCUCCACGGCCAUUCCGAAUAUUCUGGGAAUGCGACUUCUGCGGCUGCCAAUGAAUCCCAUAACUAUCGGCUUUUUGGUGCUUACAUGAACAGCAUAGUCACCUACCAAGAUUCCUUCACUGCAUUGUUGACAAACGAUGAUUUCAUGUCCCGAGUGAGCACCACUGUUUAUCAAAAGUUAGGUGGCAUAGCCGGCACAAGAGUAAUGCGGGGUUUCACUGAGGCUAAAAAACAGAAGGAAACACCAGAUACAAGAGGCCCUGACCGGAACCCACUUCAAGGAUCACCCUCGAGUGCUCCCCAGGGAGCUUCCAUGGAUUUUAAAACCAAAUCUGGAACAGGAAAUUCACGACCAGGUUCCCCUGUCAACCAAGGGUCGGAUAGUGAAAAUUUUGCUGCAAAGAAUCCAAAAUCGACAAUAGAACGACAGAUGUCAUCUCUUGCUGGCGAGCCCCAGAAUGCUGCUGAACUCGAAGAGCAGGCGCGUAGGCAGGAGGAAAAGGAGAUGGAGGAUUCCAGGGAAGUUGAAAAUGAGGAUAGAGAGCGGGACAUUGACCACCUGGUUCUCGUCACACACGGCAUUGGCCAAAGGCUUGGGCUGCGCUUAGAGAGCAUCAACUUUAUUCAUGAUGUGAAUGUCCUACGUAAAACUAUGAAGGGUGUUUAUAAGGCUUCUCCAGACCUCCAGGCUUUGAACUCUGCAUCUGCAGACAGCAAUAAGAAUUGCCGUGUUCAGGUCCUUCCUGUGUGUUGGAGACAUCUGCUUGACUUCCCUUAUCGUGGGGUUCGGCAGAAUCGCAAGGAACUUGACCUCGCUGAUGCAGAUAUACUUGAAGACGAUAUGUAUCCCGGCUUGGCAGAUAUUACGCUUGAAAGUGUCCCUGCCGUUCGAAACCUGAUAUCUGACUUGGCAAUGGAUGUGCUCCUCUAUCAAAGUGCUUACUGUGAGCACAUCUCGACUAUCGUCCGGCAGGAAUGCAACCGGAUUCUCAAGCUUUUUAAAGAGCGAAAUCCAUCGUUCAAGGGCUCUGUGAGCCUCUGUGGGCAUUCGCUUGGAAGCGCAAUUCUUUUUGAUAUCCUUUGCCGCCAGCAGUCUGACUCGCACCUUAAAAAAAAACGUCCGCCCCCCCAGGAGGAUCAAACACCUAUGCCAAAUCGAGACUAUUCACUAGAUUUUCAGUGUGAAGAGCUUUUUUGUUUAGGGUCUCCCAUCGCACUUUUCCAGAUGCUCAAGGGAAAAACCAUUGCUGGUCGAUCAACUGUGGAUCCCAGAAGUUCUAAUAUCAACAGCAGUAUCGACGUCCCAGAAUUUUCGGGCUCUUCAAGUGCACACCAUUCUGUGAAUGCUAGAGUGGGAACCACAGUGGAAGCGCCCGCGAUAUUGUCUUCACCACACUGUCGACAACUCUACAACAUAUUCCAUCCAUCCGACCCUGUCAGCUAUCGCAUUGAACCGCUCAUCUCACCUGUAAUGUCAACUCUUAAACCACAGCCUUUGCCAUCGGUUAAAAAGAGUCUUUGGGCAACAUCUGGGCAAAGCCUUUCGAUACUUGGUAGUCGCGUGGGCCAAAGUGUAGGAUCUUUGUGGACAAAUUUUACAUCUGGCGUUGCAAGCAGUUUACUCAACCGUAGCCUAGGCUUGAGCCACGAGGAUACACCCCCCCGGGCUUCUGGUGCUGGCUUCGAACAUCAACAAACACACCUGCCACCCGCUGCCGAUUUACCUAAGAGGAAACCUCGUUUUUCUGGCCCCGAUGCUGAGCUUUUAAGUAGAUAUGACGAUCGACCCCGGACUUUAAUAGAGCCUGAAUUAGAAACACUUUAUGAUGGCUUUCAAAAAGUUCGAAGCAAUCACACAAACGCCACGGCGUGUUCUUCCGCUAGCGGGGAAACCAUCGAGUCUCAAGAGCACGAAGAUCGCUUAAAGAAACUGAAGAUCGAAGAUGCGAAAGUCAGAGCUUUGAAUUCAAAUGGGCGGGUGGAUUACAGCAUUCAGGAGGGGGCGUUUGACAUUUCCUUGAUUGCUAGCAUUGCUAGCCACUUGACCUACUGGGCCGAUGAGGAUGUUAAUCAUUUUAUGCUGUCCCAGAUGCUAUCCAGAAGGACUUAA